AUGUCUCACAGUGGGAACAAUGGAAGCCCUCAGACCUUCAAUGAUAAAGACACACUCAACCUCCCUGAGUCUUACCAGAACGAUUGGAUGAGUCUCCUUGAUGACAACAAAUUCAUCUCAGACAUCACUAUCCCUGGCACCCACGACACCAUGGCCCUUCACGGAGGCCCUGCGGCUGAAUGCCAGGCAUGGAAGCUAGAGGACCAGCUGAAGGCUGGGAUUCGCUACCUCGACCUUCGCGUGUUUGCUUUUGAGGGCGAGUUGUACACAAUGCAUGGAGUGAUGUAUGAGCAUUCAACCCUCAACAGAGUUCUAGAUACAGUGACGCAGUUUUUGUCAGAAUUCAGAAGUGAGACUGUUCUCGUUAGGAUUAAGCCAGAUUUGUUUAAUAAGGACGAGGUUCAAGAGAUGGUAGAGCAGGUAAUAAAGGGAUAUGACAAUGUUUGGGUAGACUCUGCAAUACCAACAGUAGGUCAAGUUCGAGGAAUGAUUGUCUUUGUGCAGAAAUCAAGCUUUCAGCUUGGCAUUCCUGAGAAGGAAACAGAUACAAAGGGUGACUAUGAAGUUAUACACAUUUCACACAAGGAGGAAGAAACUGCUCAGCACUUGAAACAGGCUGUGACAGAGUGUGGGCGUGAUUUUGUUGUGCUGACCUACUCAAGUGGUACAGGCAUUGGUACAUUUGAGGGAAUGUUUUUAACACCCAAGAAAGUGGCUGAAAAAAUGGAUCCUUGGCUGUAUGACUAUUUGAAGAAUCUUUCUGCUGGGGAGUCCGGACAAUGUUUUGGCAUCAUAGCUAUGGACUUCCCAGGACUUGAUCUCAUUCAAAUGGUCAUCAGUCUCAAUAUGUGA
Molecule: messenger RNA, 852 nt
Organism: Chanos chanos (milkfish)
Lineage: Eukaryota; Metazoa; Chordata; Actinopteri; Gonorynchiformes; Chanidae
Product: 1-phosphatidylinositol phosphodiesterase-like
Exons: 1
Coding region: 1-852 (283 amino acids)
Biological process (GO): lipid metabolic process
Molecular function (GO): phosphoric diester hydrolase activity
Source: RefSeq, a predicted model, not a curated record